Messenger RNA from Cricetulus griseus (Chinese hamster), 1900 nucleotides. NCBI's taxonomy places the organism in Eukaryota, Metazoa, Chordata, Mammalia, Rodentia, Cricetidae. The record is from RefSeq and is a predicted model, not a curated record.
CUGCGCUUCCUGGCUGGGUAACCUGGGAAAUAGGAUGACAAAGUCCCCAAGGCGAGGUCAGCCUGAGGGUGGAAUGUCAGAACAGACAGGCAGGCAGGAGAGUGGCUCUCCUCCGUCCCUUUGGCUCCACCAGAAACUGGGAGUUCUCAGGCCUAGUUUCUCCCAGAACCACAGUAGUUGGCAACGAGGAGUUGACCCCGCCCCCUCCCCAAAUCAGCACCUCUCUAAAGGACUUGCGCACACCCACCCAGGCGGGGAGUGUAAAAGCAGUUGGUUCCCUGUGCACCCAGGGCCUGCUGGAUGAGUCUUUGGGGCUGAGGCCCAGGACUCCCAGCCUGAACACGUCCAGGGCUGGAAAAGGCUGCCCGGGAUUACAGGGCCGGCUCUCUGGCUGUCUCUCCUUCUCCCGCCCAAGGAUGUGCAGAGGGGGCGGGCGGCAAGUCUCAUCAGCGCUUUUAACUGGGCCUGCUCUUCAUGACUCACCUCCCAGACUUCCCGCAACAGGCAACCCUAAAUAGCUGGGACCCACCCUCCCAACAGGGAGACGUUCUUGUAAGGGGUGGGUAAGAGGUUACUACGUGGGUACCCAACAAGGCAGCAGCGGGGGAAGGGGCACUCAUACAGAUGGGGGAACCGCACGAACUGAACAGGGGCGCAGGUUGAAGACGUGUUGUUUACAGGCUUUUCUUACUAAGGAAAUUGCUGUCAGUCAAGAUUGUCCUCUGGGGCCGCACUGAGAAAUGCCUGAAAGAGACAACAGAGGAGAUUCGGCAGAUGGGCACAGAGUGCCACUACUUCAUCUGUGAUGUGGGCAACCGGGAAGAGGUAUACCAGAUGGCCAAAGCUGUCCGUGAAAAGGUACAGCCCAUAGGGACUGGCUGCCCUCACGGCUCCACAGCCCCCUCUUGCCCACAGGUGGGUGACAUCACCAUCCUGGUGAACAACGCUGCUGUGGUCCAUGGAAAGAGCUUGAUGGACAGUGAUGAUGAUGCUCUCCUCAAGUCCCAGCACGUCAAUACCCUGGGCCAAUUCUGGACCACCAAGGCCUUCUUGCCACGCAUGCUGGAGCUGCAGAACGGCCAUAUCGUGUGCCUCAAUUCUGUGCUUGCACUGUCGGCCAUCCCUGGAGCCAUCGACUACUGCACAUCGAAAGCAUCCGCCUUCGCCUUCAUGGAGAGCCUGACCUUGGGGCUGCUGGACUGUCCUGGUGUCAGUGCCACCACCGUGCUGCCCUUUCACACCAGCACUGAGAUGUUCCAGGGCAUGCGAGUCAGGUUUCCCAACCUCUUCCCACCGCUGAAGCCAGAGACAGUAGCCCGGAGGACGGUGGAAGCUGUACAACAAAACCAGGCCCUCCUCCUGCUCCCAUGGACCAUGAAUAUCCUCGUCAUCUUGAAAAGCAUACUCCCACAGGCUGCACUGGAGGAGAUCCACAGGUUCUCAGGGACAUAUACCUGCAUGAACACCUUUAAGGGAAGGACAUAGAGGAAGAGGCACCUGAGGAGCCAUGGAGCCUGAGAGGAGCCACGAUACCUGGGCACACACCCGUGUGCCUGUGCAUUGGCCCAUCUGCUGGGUGAGCAGGACUGUUCCUGUCCCCGGGGAAGAUUCUGCGGCUCCUAGGUCAACUCCAGGACCUUUGCAAGACUGAUGUGUGUGACUCUGACCCCCAUGGGGAGGCGAGAUGCCAUUUGGCAGCCACCUGACCACUUUGUGCGUUUCUCACUCUGUAGGGUUCAUUGUUAAAUUGCUUCUCCAGUCUAGCCCGCCUGAGCAGUAUGCAUCUGUGAUUUCCAGGAGAGUCUGCCCCCAGACACUCCGCCUUCCCCUCCAACCCUCUCACCCUCAGCUCGUGCAAACUGGUUAAAGGGCAGUAAUGAAUAAAGAGGUGGCCUUCACA